ACACUUCAGUCACCGUACCCUCCAUUAGUACGUCUCCCUCCUCAGAGCCUCCCUUGCCCCAAGAAUCACCAUGACUUGUGGAUCUUACUGUGCUGGCCGCGCCUUCAGCUGCGCCUCGGCCUGCGGGCCCCGGCCCGGCCGCUGCUGCAUCACCGCCGCCCCCUACCGCGGCGUCUCCUGCUACCGCGGCCUCACCGGCGGCUUCGGAAGCCACAGCGUCUGCGGCGGCUUCCGCGCCGGCUCCUGCGGCCGCAGCUUCGGCUACCGCUCCGGCGGCGUGUGCGGCCCCAGCCCGCCCUGCAUCACCAGCGUGUCGGUCAACGAGAGCCUCCUCACGCCCCUCAACCUGGAGAUCGACCCCAAUGCGCAGUGCGUGAAGCACGAGGAGAAGGAGCAGAUCAAGUGUCUCAACAGCAGGUUCGCUGCCUUCAUCGACAAGGUGCGCUUCCUGGAGCAGCAGAACAAGCUUCUGGAGACCAAGUGGCAGUUCUACCAGAACCGCAAGUGCUGCGAGAGCAACCUGGAGCCCCUGUUCGAGGGCUACAUCGAGACGCUGAGGCGGGAGGCCGAGUGCGUGGAGGCCGACAGCGGGAGGCUGGCCUCGGAGCUCAACCACGUGCAGGAGGUGCUGGAGGGCUACAAGAAGAAGUACGAGGAGGAAGUCUCUCUGAGAGCAACAGCUGAGAAUGAAUUUGUGGCUCUGAAGAAGGAUGUGGACUGUGCCUACCUCCGCAAGUCAGAUCUGGAGGCCAAUGCGGAGGCCCUGAUCGAGGAGAUCAACUUCCUGCGGCGCCUGUAUGAGGAGGAGAUCCGCGUUCUCAAUGCCCACAUCUCAGACACCUCGGUCAUCGUCAAGAUGGACAACAGCCGGGACCUGAACAUGGACUGCAUUGUGGCCGAGAUCAAGGCUCAGUAUGACGACAUCGCCAGCCGCAGCCGGGCUGAGGCUGAGUCCUGGUACCGCAGCAAGUGCGAGGAGAUGAAGGCCACGGUGAUCCGGCACGGGGAGACCCUGCGCCGCACCAAGGAGGAGAUCAACGAGCUGAACCGCAUGAUCCAGAGGCUGACCGCCGAGGUCGAGAAUGCCAAGUGUCAGAACACCAAGCUGGAGACCGCGGUGACCCAGGCUGAGCAGCAGGGCGAGGCGGCCCUGAGCGACGCCCGCUGCAAGCUGGCCGAGCUGGAGGCCGCCCUGCAGAAGGCCAAGCAGGACAUGGCCUGCCUGGUCAAGGAGUACCAGGAGGUGAUGAACUCCAAGCUGGGCCUGGACAUCGAGAUCGCCACCUACAGGCGGCUGCUGGAGGGCGAGGAGCAGAGGCUGUGCGAGGGCGUCGGCGCUGUGAAUGUCUGUGUCAGCAGCUCCCGCGGUGGCGUCGUCUGUGGCGAUCUCUGCGCCUCAGGUGCUGCCCCUGCUGUCACCAGCCGCGUCUGCAGCGCCCCCUGCAGCGGUAACGUGGUGGUGGGCACCAACUCGUGCGGGGCCUGCAGUGUGGGCUGUAAGAAGUGCUAAGAGGCCUCGGCGUCCCUGCCAGCGCGCAGCCACGUCCCCCUGCGCCCGGCCCGACCCCGAUCGCCCCGCCGCUGCCCCACGACUGCCAGCAGCCCGCCCCCAACAACCAGUCGCCAGGUGUGCACCCUCGGCACGUCCUCCCUGGGUUCUCCCUCUGCGCGCCACCCCCCCCUCCCCCCCAACCCCGGGCGCCCUGAGCCCUGUGCACCUGGGGCGGCACCUUGGCCUCUUUCCGUAGCCUUUCCUAGUAGUGGAUUUAUCUUGAGGAUUCAUCCUUUCUUCUGCCUGCUGUGUUGUUUGCUGGAUUCAUUCGUCCUGCCCGACUCCCUCACCUAAGCUUGCGGGACAGGGCAGGCCCUAGACUCUCCCUGUCUCCACUUCCUGGGAAUCUGCCAGUGCGCUGGAUCCUGUGGAAGGGAGGUGGGGAACACUGACGGUGGUUUUCC
Felis catus (domestic cat) is the source of this 1956-nucleotide messenger RNA. It is a transcript of the gene KRT86, whose product is annotated as keratin, type II cuticular Hb6. Gene Ontology annotation, biological process: intermediate filament organization; keratinization. Gene Ontology annotation, cellular component: keratin filament. The record is from RefSeq and is a predicted model, not a curated record. Lineage: Eukaryota; Metazoa; Chordata; Mammalia; Carnivora; Felidae. The coding region runs from base 71 to 1510 and encodes 479 amino acids. The transcript is spliced from 9 exons. Gene Ontology annotation, molecular function: structural constituent of skin epidermis.